Molecule: messenger RNA, 633 nt
Organism: Strongylocentrotus purpuratus (purple sea urchin)
Lineage: Eukaryota; Metazoa; Echinodermata; Echinoidea; Camarodonta; Strongylocentrotidae
Exons: 3
Coding region: 1-633 (210 amino acids)
Source: RefSeq, a predicted model, not a curated record
AUGUCAAGACCAGUGAUACAGAAGGGACAGUGUAUCAUUGGCAUCAGGAUUGGAGCAGUGAGAUCAAAAGAAGAUAUGAAGAGCAGAUGUCCAAAUGUUGCUAUACCUCUGUUAAAAGCAGAAACAUCAGAGGAAAAGGCCGCAUCAUUGGCAGCAACAGCAGUGGCAGCGGCAGUGGCAGCAGCAGUGGCAGCAGCAGCAGCAUUGCAUGAGAGCUGCAGUGGCAGCAGCAGUGGCAGCAACAGCGGCAUUGCAUGGCAGCAGCAGUGGCAGCCGCAAUGGAAGCAGCAGCAUAGCAUGGCAGCAGCAGUGGCAGCAACAGCGGCAGCAACAGCGGCAUUGCAUGGCAGCAGCAGUGGCAGCCGCAAUGGAAGCAGCAGCAUAGCAUGGCAGCAGCAGUGGCAGCCGCAGUGGCAGCAGCAGCAUUGCACGGCAGCAGCAGUGGCAGCAGCAGUGGCAGCAGUGCAUGGCAGCAGCAUUUCAUCAUCAAAGACAAUGGCAGCAGCGGUAGGAGGAGGAAGACGAGGAGAAGGAGGAACGGUUGUGUCUCAGCCCGUUUUACUGUGUUGCUCCAUCGUCACCCCCGUCAUCGCCGUGAUCAUUGUCGCCAUCACAUCUGUCGUUUUCACCUGA